Styela clava is the source of this 4184-nucleotide messenger RNA. Its product is annotated as PAN2-PAN3 deadenylation complex subunit pan3-like. Gene Ontology annotation, biological process: mRNA processing; protein phosphorylation; nuclear-transcribed mRNA poly(A) tail shortening. Gene Ontology annotation, cellular component: P-body; PAN complex. Gene Ontology annotation, molecular function: poly(A) binding; ATP binding; protein kinase activity. The record is from RefSeq and is a predicted model, not a curated record. NCBI's taxonomy places the organism in Eukaryota, Metazoa, Chordata, Ascidiacea, Stolidobranchia, Styelidae.
CAAUUCAUAACGCAAAUAAAUGAUAUCGAUUGUUUUGUCAAUCUCCUCAAUAUCCUCCUCUUUUCGUUGUCAUUUCGCAUUUUACGUAAGCCUUAAGACGCAUUGCCCAAUGUCUCGAGUCUAUCCGAAAUAACUUGAUUUCAGACAAUUCCACGCAGGGAAAUUGGUGCGAUCGCGUGCAUGUUCGUUGUGCAUCGGCGAUAAGAUUCGUCAAUUUUUGAUCAAACAUAAAUGCGUGAAGAGGAUAUAUCAAUUACACAGACCGGUUUCUAUGUGUUAUUUUCGAUAAAGAAUUAAUUGUUCAACUUCUCAUAAAUUACCGCCAUUGACAGAUUGAAUUGCCGCAAGACCAAUAUUAUUCAAAAAUCAAAAACGCCGUGCCGGUAACGUAGAUUAUUUCAGAGUGAACCAUGAUAAAAUAGUCGUUUCCAUACAGUCUGGGGACAAUCAUCACUUCCCUAGAUUUGACUAGCCAUACAAUCAACCUGUCAACUGGUAAUAUACAGAAGAAGGAUACGCACGCUGAUACAAUAUUACGGUAUUCUGGUAUUAAUGACUGACCUGCUGGUACUGUGAAAAACUAAUGCUGUUUUAAGCUGGUGAUCCGGAAUAUGGACGGGAAUGGACAAGAUCCAUCACUUUUCGAUCAUAUUAACAAUGCCCUCGUUGGCGAUCUACCAUCUUUUGGAAUGGCAAAGGAAUCAAAAUUUCAGCAGUUGAUGAGGAGCAAUAGCAUGACAAACAAGUCGAGGAAUAUAUUUGAAAACUCUUCUCAAAGCCAUGAAGCUGGCCCUGAUAUUAGGAGUUAUGCUUCAUUUGAAAGACCACCUGAAGUUGAUGCAGGCCUGUGUGUGGAAGCAAAAGAAUUCAUGCCAUUGAUGGCUCCUCAACCUAUGCCACAACCUUCAUUUUCAUCGACUAUAAACUCGUUCGAGUCCCUGAGUCUCUCUGGACAAAAUGGGGUGAACAAUGUUGCCGAUAUGCCUGGUAUUAGACCGAACCCUGCAGCAAGGGAGUUUGUUCCUCGAAACCAGUCAGCUCCGAACUUGCGUCUCUCGCAAAUGCAACAACAGUCACCAAUGCAACCGCCAGCACCUGCCAUUCCAGGCAUCAGAGAAUUUAUUCCAAGUUCAAGAAUAUCGCAAAUGGGAAAUCACCCGAAUGGAGUAGUUCAACAGCAGCCUCCUGCAGCAUUUUUAUCACCACAAGCUCAUAGGUUUGUUUCUCCAAAUAAUGCACGAGCCAUGGGAGAUCAGGAAUUGAACAUGUCUAUGAUGACCAAUGCUGGAAUAAGGAAAUCUAAUUCUCCUCUAAUGGAAAAUAUUAUGAUAGCAGGGGGCCAAAUAUCUUCACCCGUUACUAGUAUGGAGCAACUCGGCAACAGUGUAUCUUCACACCAUCAGUCUACUUUUUAUGCAGGUGGAGACAGUGAUUCUUCAUUGACUGCUAGUCCUCAUGCAGGAUACUUACCAGCAACUUCUUCGCCUUUUGCUCAUCACAUGUUACCAAAUGGUUCCAGCAGUAAUAUGACACAACUCAUGGGACAAAGAACAUCGACUGACACUCCUGACCGGUCAUCGCCGCUUCAGGCUCGACGAGCAGCAAGUCACGUCGGUCAUAGAUCAUCACCUUUAGAACCAAUAAAUACCGACCUCCACCCACAACCCACAGUGGAUGGAGAUAUGCAACGUGGAGUGGCACAGGAAAAUUUCGGCGGCACAACAUAUUUCUUUACACAAAAUCAAAAAAGGCAAAAUAUAUCCAUGGUCAUGCCUACAUUUCAUGCAUUUACUGGAUCACCACCUAGCGUUGAAUACAUGAAACAACGGGUUAAUGCUCCGUCUUUCUUCAUGCCUAAUGAACUACGACAAUCUAUAUUACGAAAACAAACCUUGACAAUGUUAACAGUGGAUGCAGAACAGGACACGAGUGUACCUGCUGAGGUUGACAACUAUCACAGUUUAUUUCCAUUAGAACCUAUAGUGGAUACUCCAAUGCAGAAAUCCAGCACAUUUAGUUUUGUAACAUCAUGUUAUAAAGCGAUAAAAUAUAAGGAUGGACUACCUUACUGUUUGAGGAGAAUACAUGGUUUUCGACAGGUCAAUCAAAAGUGUAUGGUUCUUGUUGAAAUGUGGAAAAAAAUUCAGCAUGCAAACAUUGUUAUGUUGAGAGAAGUUUUUACGUCAAAAGCAUUUGGUGAACACUCGUUAAUAUUUUCCCAUGACUAUCAUGCUGAUGCUGAAACAUUGAUGUCUAGACAUUUUCAAAAUCCAAAUAAUAAUUACGCAUCAAAAACAAAGUGGAACAAUAAUGGAGGAAAGUCAGGUUUACUUCCGGAGAGUUUAAUAUGGACUUACGUUGUUCAGUUAACUUCAGCUCUUCGUUGUAUACACUCUGCUGGUCUUGCAUGCAGAGUUAUGGAUCCAACUAAAAUAAUCAUAACAGGAAAAUCAAGGUUACGAGUCAAUGGUGUGGGAAUAUUUGAUGUAUUAGGAUAUGAUAGUUCACAUUCCAAUCCAAGAGCUCACAUGCCACAGUAUCAGCAGGAUGACUUAGUUGCUUUGGGAAAAGUUGUUCUUGCACUGGCUUGUAAUUCCGUAGCAGCUUUUCAGAGAGACAACUUUCCGCAAUCUCUUGAGCUAGUUGUAAUGAAUUAUUCGACGGAUUUGAAGAAUUUCAUUCUGUAUUUGCUGACACCUCAACAAAGACCAAGAAGCGUAAACGACAUCAUGCCAAUGAUUGGUGCAAGAUUUUAUACACAACUUGACUCGUCAAUAAUGAGAAGUGACGUUAUCGAAAAUGAACUAGCCAAGGAGGUCGAAAAUGGCAGAUUGUUUCGAGUCAUUUCAAAACUUUGCAUCAUUAAUGAACGACCGGGAUUAGGAAUGGAAAGAGAUUGGUCAGAAACUGGAGACAGAUAUCUUCUUAAACUUUUUAGGGACCAUGUUUUUCAUCAGGUUUCUGAAACUGGUGCACCAUGGAUUGAUAUGGCUCACAUUGUGCAAUGUCUAAAUAAGUUGGACGCAGGGGUACCUGAGAAGAUUUGUUUAAUGUCGAGGGAUGAACAAAACGUUCUUGUUGUUUCUUAUGCAGACUUGAAAAAGGCUUUAAACAAAUGUCUUGAGGAACUAACUUCAGUGCAAGAACACUGAAGGAACUUGGGAUUUUUGCAUUUACCAAGCAUUAUACAUUGACAUCCCAAUACUUUAUUGCUGGAUAUGUGAUUUAUUCAUACUUGUGCAAGAAGUUUUCAUUUCCACAAACAUUUUUGUACAAGUACACAGAAUAUGCUGCUAUUUUUGUGCCGACUGUCCAUGUUUUUCAUAGUUGUGUAUUUUUAUCAUUUCAGCGGCAUCUUGAUUUUUUUCCUUUUUUGUGUCAUGAAAUUUUUCUAUUUUUUUCAUAACAUUUUUUGAUUUUGUUAAAUAUGGAUUUUUAUAUGUGAUUAUGGUCUUAAGGCCGGUGUUUUAUGAAUGGUUUCAGGAGUUGCUUCAGGCUGAUGCACCACUUAAUAUUCAUUGGUACAACUGCAGUCAACUAACUGUUCACUUAUUUUAAUAUAGAGAAUAACGUUGAUUUUAACACUGAAGAGAUACCACAAUAACAAAAAAAUGUAUUUUAGUACAUGUUCUCGAAAAGUAGCUUCUAUGGCCCUUGGGGAAUUUGGGGCACCUUCUCUACAAAGCGACAUUUUCAUUUCAACCUCACAGUACUGCCAAAUGUUUAUUGUUAGGUCCUUUCACUUGAUCGAGAAAGUACUGAUUUUUUUUAUUUUUUGCCUUAUUUUACUUUUUUGGUGUUUUUAAAUUAUUGUCGUAUUAUUUUGUUACAUGGUAUAAACAGGAUUACUAUUUUUUCUGGAACUUUUGUGCGGAAUUCCAUAUUUCCCCAUGACUUGGUAUACAAUUCGGGCCCUGAUGGAAAAUAUAUUUUUGUCUGAAUAGUCUUUCCAUUCAGCAUCAGACAGGCCAAAGGUACCUAUAGGAAUUCUUCCACAGGGCUUAGCUUUCCCACCAUUUCCAGACCACCUUUACUGUGUCAUUAGUUUUCCUUGUUGUUUUAUGUUUGAAUGUUUUCCUGUUUGUACCUCCUGACAAAGGUAUCAGCGUGAACUUAUCUCCUAUUGAAAACAUCUCUCUUGUUUCAAGGUUUUAUACAAUAAAUAAAAACUAAUGGGACAAUGA